AUGGUGUUAUUGGAUUUCUUUUGUAUUUUUACUUCAGUUUUUCGACAUCUACUUCUUUGCUAUCAUAUUGUUUCUUUGUUCGCUUUCAUUUCCUUCUUCCUUUUUCCUUUUAUUACCCUUCCUUUUCGUUUAUCUUUUUCUUUUACGUUGUUUCUUUUUUCUCUUUCAUUUCCUUCUUCCUUUUUCCUUUUAUUACCUUUCCUUUUCGUUUAUCUUUUUCUUUCACAUUGCUUCUUUUUUCUUUUUCAUUUCCUUCUUUCUCUCUCUUUUAUUACACUUUUUUUUGGUUAUACUAUUCUUUUACGUUGUUUCUUUUUUCUCUUUCAUUUCCUUCUUCCUCUCUCCUUUUAUUACCAUUUCUUUUCGUUUAUCCUUUUAUUUCACACUGUUUCCUCUUUCUCUUUCAUUUUUUUUUUCGUAUUUUGUUAUUUUUUAUUCUUUCUGUUUCAUUUCCUUUUCCUUCUUUACUUUUAUUACCCUUCUUUUUCAUUUUUUUUAUUUUUCAAAUUUUUCCUCUUUCAUUUCUUUCUUCCACUUUUAUUUUAUUACAAGUUUUCGUUUUUGAUCUCUUUCAAAGUUUGUCUUUAUCUUUGUCAUUCAUUUCCUGCUUCUUCUUUCGUUUUAUUAUUAUUACUUUUCGUUUUUCCUUCUUUAAAUUAUUUUCUUUCAUUUUCAUUUCCUUCUUCGUCUUUCCUUUUAUUAUCCUUCCUUUUCGCUUUUCCUAUCUUUCAGUUUUUCUUUCUCAUUCAUUUGUACCGUCGUCUUUCCUUUUAUUACACUUCCUUUUCGAUUUUUUUAACUUUGAAUUUUUCUUCUUUCUAUUUCAUUUCCUUCUUCGUCUUUCUUUUUAUUUCUUUUCUUUUCACUUUUCCUAUCUUUCAAUUUUUUCUUCUUUCUCAUUCAUUUCCUUCUUCGUCUUUCCUUUUAUUACGCUUCUUUUCGUUUUUCUUUCUUAGUCAUUUCUUUUUCUUAUAA
Messenger RNA from Acanthosepion pharaonis, 975 nucleotides. NCBI's taxonomy places the organism in Eukaryota, Metazoa, Mollusca, Cephalopoda, Sepiida, Sepiidae. The record is from the annotation of a GenBank genome assembly.